UUCGAAAACAAUUCGUAAAUUGCGCAAUUUUCUAGCUCGUGCAAUCAAAGCCUACCUAGUAUCUGUUGUCUCGUGAUGAGCGUUUCAUUGCCACCCUGACAGGAUCUCUUCCAUCUAGAAUCAUAUGAGGUGCUGCUCUAGCUGCUCUAGCUGCUUACUAAGUUACUUCCCUCCUGGUGCCCAAUCAAAGUACAAAGCAAGCAAUCUACAGAAAGUGUGCUCAGGAGGUUGGCAAUUAGCUUCAAAUGCACAUGCCGGCGCUGGAAACUUGUUGAAAAGAGCUGGAGAAAAUGUCAGUGCCGUGGAAGGAGAGACUGGCAGCGUCUGGGGCCAAGUUGAAGGAAGCGACCCAGAGCGCUGGGACGUCUGUAAAGAGUGGCAUGACCAACUUCAGUGGCAAUUGGAAGGAGAAGUACAAGCCCGGCAUAGCGGCCAAGCUGGCUGCAGCGGGUGAGGCGAUCAAAGAGGGGGGAGCAAAAGUAUCCCAGGGGCUGUCGGAUACAAAGGAGAAGGUUAUGGGGGGGAAGAUGGGACAAAACAUGCGGCAAGGAUCCCAAAGAGCGUUACUCACGAGCAAGUCAUUGAUGCAGCGCCUCGACUGGCGGCAACGAGUUGGCGCAUCCGGAAAGGGAGCGUUUGGCGUAGCGCUCGAUCAGCUCCUGCUGAAGCCCGGCGCCACCGCCGACUCGAUCCCGCUCGUUGUGACUCGCUGCGUCAAUUAUCUGACUGCCUCAGGCCUGCAAGCGGAGGGAAUGUUUCGUACGCCUGGCAAGCCGGACGUCAUCCGGAAGCUCGUCCGGUUGUACGACACCGACCCUGCCGCCCCCCUCCCCGUGGGCACUGACGUCAUCGACGUGGCCGCCCUGCUGCUGCUCUUCUUCCAGCUGCUGCCCGAGCCCGUGCUGACGUACGAACUGUACGACGAACUGCUGCUCGUGGGGGGCGCCGAGGUGGACCGGAUACGCGGGUUUGUGGCCACCGGGUUACCGCUAACCAACGCCGUCACGCUCAAGUGCCUCUGCGGCCUGCUGCGCAAGAUUAGCAGCUUGUCCGCCGUCAAUAAGCUAAGCGCGCACGACCUCGCAACGCAAGUGGCCCCCGUCUUGGUGUGGCCCCGGCCCCCCGUCGUUCUCGACAGCCCGUUGCGCACCUUCAGCUUCCGGCGGUCCUCCCCUUCUAGUUCCCCUUCCCCCUCCAAACUCGCCAGCCCCCGUGGGUCUGACGGGCUGGAAACACAGCUGUCUGCGGAAGCAGAGGUUCUGACGCUGGAUGAUGACGCGCCCGCGGUGCUGACCCCGUCACAUAUACCCCUGGAUGAUGCGACGCCGGAAGAGCAUGCGAUUCGCGCGGCCGUGCAAUGCAUGAUCGAAGAGUUUGACGUCAUCUUUGGGGGAAUAGAGGGCUCUGAGUGACGCACCAGGAAGUCUCACCGGCAAUUCUGUCGAUGAAAAACUUGUUGGGGAUGUUUUAAGUCGGAAGUCCACGUUAACGGUCCUGCACGAGCAGUGCGCAGUCGGCUUGCUUGCUCAAGGCUCAAAACAUAACUGAACAUACUGAGGGUCUGCACCUUAACAACGUCAGUUUCCGAAAGGUAAGUCGGGCGCAGGUUGUUGAAAGCAGAUUCCGCGCACCACUGAAUCUGACUGCAACAGCUGCCGCAAACAUUUGCCCUGGUAAUGUGCAGCUGUCAUGCUGCGAUUGUAGAUAAUGACAUGGACGUGCCUAACGGCAACUAAGAGUCAGACAAAAGCCUUGCAGCGGCUGCGCUGGGUUGAUUGUCCAGUCCGAGCAAAUCAUGGCACAAGUUUCAAGGCGCAACAGCGAUACCACUUCAGUGGAUAAAGGAGUCAAGACGUUAUAGUGAGUGACGGCCGCGCUUGAUCUGUACGGUGCGUAUUCGAAUCGUGAAAAGUUUACUAGAGCCUGGUGGCGUGACCGCUAGGCCGGUCAGGU
This is a messenger RNA of Klebsormidium nitens, 1953 nucleotides long. The record is from the annotation of a GenBank genome assembly. Lineage: Eukaryota; Viridiplantae; Streptophyta; Klebsormidiophyceae; Klebsormidiales; Klebsormidiaceae.